Dimorphilus gyrociliatus is the source of this 1324-nucleotide messenger RNA. The record is from the annotation of a GenBank genome assembly. NCBI's taxonomy places the organism in Eukaryota, Metazoa, Annelida, Polychaeta, Dinophilidae.
AUAGGCAUUUUACUCUUGAUACUUGCUUUCAUUCUGUUAAGUUUGAACGUUGAGAAAUUGAAUAAUGAAAAUUCAGCUUAAGUACUUAAUAUUUGUAGCUUUGUUAGUUUUUUGUUCAUGCGAAGAUGAAAAAAAACCAAAGAAGCAUGACGAUCAUCCUCCAAUAAAGGAAGCUCACUAUGAUCAUGGUGAACACAAUGAAGAUUAUGACCACCAAGCUGUCUUAGGUUCUGAACAAGACGCCGAAGAAUUUUCUAAAUUGGACGCUGCUGAAGCUAAAGAUAGAUUAGAGAGUCUUGCCAAGGAAAAAAUUGAUUUGAAUAAAGAUCACAUCAUUGAUGAAAAUGAAUUGGCAAAUCAUAUCCUAAAAUCAUUCGUUAAGUUGGAUGACGCCGAGGCUCAGGUUAGAUUUGGAGAAACUGAUGCCGAUUCUGAUGAUAUUCUCACUUGGAAAGAAUAUAUGCAAGAAACCUACGGGAUGAGUGAAGAAGAACUUCAGGAACAAGCUAAAACAGACAAAGACAAGAAAAAUAUGUUAAAUGAUAUUCUUAUCGAAAAGUCAAGAUUCUUUUUGGCUGACAGAAACAAGGAUCAAACUUUGGACAGAAAAGAAUUUAACGCUUUUUACCAUCCAUUUAAUUACGAAUAUAUGCACGAAAAUGAAAUUAACAAUACUUUCAAAUUUCAUGACAAAAAUAGUGAUGGUUUCAUUACAUUCAACGAAUACUCUGAUGAGAAUGCUGAUAAAGAGACAGCCGAUUACGAUAAAGAACACUUUAAACAAUACGACAAAGACAGCAAUGGAAAAUUGGACAAAAAGGAAGUAGAAAAGUGGGUUAUUCCCGAUCACGGACAAUUGGCUAUUGAUGAAGCUAAGCAUCUCAUCAGUGAAACAGACGCUGAUAAAGAUGGUAAACUCACUAUAGAUGAAAUUAGAGAUCAACAUUCACUCUGGGUUGGAAGUCAACAUAUUUCUUUACACGAUCCAGAAGAGUUGUAAAAAAAUAAUAAUAGCAUUGUUGAAUUUUCACAAUAUAUUUAUUUCUAUAAAACACAAAAGUUUUUCUUAUAUGAAGACAAAAAUUAGGAAUAUAGAAAUCGAUGUUUUAAGAAUCCAGAUGUUCAAAUAAAAGUGUCUACUGAAAAUAUCUUAAGAACAGGUGUUCCUUAGUUUUCACACAUGUUUGAGUUUUCGAUUUUUUAACUUGAAAAACACUCUUUGUGCUUUUAUAAAACAAAUGUCUGCUAGAAUUAGAUUCACUAAAAUGCUACAACUACAUUGAGAGGUAGACACAAAAGGGGACAGAUUUGAAAGGAAUAAAAG